AAGCUUUUUACUCUUGAACGUGUCAAUAUAAACGAAAUUUUUAAAACUGUUACCUCUCAAAAAGGAAAAGUAAAACUAAAAGUUCACGGUUUCUUGUUAGUUAAAGAACGCUCUGUGGAAAAUACUUAUUACUGGAGCUGUGAAAAAAAAAGAUCUAAAAACUGUCCAGGCCAUGAACACGAACACUCCCCUCAAGCAAGUAGUAGUAAAGUGGCUGUAAUAGUUGAACGUAUUAAACGACAAGCAAGAAAAACUCAUGACUCACCUGCUCAGAUUAUCCAAAAUAAUAUUGCUUCUGUUGAUGAAAAUUUGGUAUCUAAUAUACCUUCAAAGGAUGCACUUCAUAUGAGAAUAAAGCACAUUAGAAGUUCUGAAAUGCCCCCACAACCUCAAACUCUUGAUGAAGUCGAUGUACUACUUCCAUUUCAAUAUACUUUAAAAGAAGAACUUGUUUCUUAUUAG
Messenger RNA from Dentiscutata erythropus, 462 nucleotides. NCBI's taxonomy places the organism in Eukaryota, Fungi, Glomeromycota, Glomeromycetes, Diversisporales, Gigasporaceae. The record is from the annotation of a GenBank genome assembly.